Lucilia cuprina (Australian sheep blowfly) is the source of this 1550-nucleotide messenger RNA. RefSeq names its product E3 ubiquitin-protein ligase TRAIP (gene nopo). Bases 115 to 1539 code for a protein of 474 amino acids. Lineage: Eukaryota; Metazoa; Arthropoda; Insecta; Diptera; Calliphoridae. The transcript has 9 exons. The record is from RefSeq and is a predicted model, not a curated record.
ACUCAACAUUCACAACUUCUUAGCUAUUCUUUAAAAUUGCGCUAAUUUUUCCUUAAUUAUUUAAGUUUUUGUAAUAAAUUUGUUCUAUGUUUUAAAGGAGAGAGUGAGAAAAAAAUGUUAAAUUUAAAUUGUGUGAUUUGUGCCGAACUAUUUACUGCAUCGGAUGAUGUACAUGUCACCAGUUGUGGACACAUGUUUCAUAUAGCUUGCCUAAGUCAAUGGCUGCAAAGAUCGAAAACUUGCCCCCAGUGUCGUAAUAAAUGUACCGAUCGUAAUAUUAUAAGAGUUUACUUUAAUUUAGCUAAUCUAGAUGUUAGUCGCAUUGAUGUUGGUUCACUGCAGGAACAGUUGGAUAAUGUUCAGCUACAGUUGAAGGUUAAAGAAAAGGAAUUACAAAAGUCUGCAAACCAAAUAAAAGACUCCAAAGAGACACAAAAGAAAUGCAUGAAAACCAUAGCUGGUCUAGAAAAGGAUUUACAAAGCAAAAGUUUUCUUAUACUUAACUAUGCUGAAAAGACAAAAAUGUUGGAAUCUCAAGUUAAAGCCAUGGAUAAUCUACGUAAAGAAAAUAAAAAUUUAAAACUUCAAAUAGAUGCCAUGGAAGGUAUUAAUACAUUAUUAACAUCAACCAUGAGUGAUGCUGAGAAAAUGCUGCAGAAUGAAAGUGAUCCGAAAAUUUUAUCCGUUUGGGUGGCGACUUUAAAAAGAGAAUUAAGAGUGUGUGAAACCAAAAAAGCUGAUAUGCGUGGUGUUUUAAAAGUCGUACAAAAUGAUUUGCGCAAAGAAAUCGAUCAAAGAAAAAAACAAGAAGAAAGAAUAUCCCAGUUAGAAAGUGAAAAUUAUCAAUUAUUAGAAAAGAUCAAAGUUUUAGAGGCCACCAUUAAAAAGUGCAACAACAAUAACAAUAAUAACAAUAACUAUGAUGCUGAAAAAUCCCUUAAUGGUAGUAUUGGUUUAAAUACUGCUUGCAAUAAUAGUAUAGAAAUAAUGUCACCACCAGUUGUAAAAAUUAAAGAAGAGAAACGUUUAACUAUAUCACCCACAAUUAAAGAUAAUAUUAAAAAAAUUGAGGAAUCAUCAUCACCUUAUUUGAAUAUAAAAUCCUGUAGUGUACUCCUGCCACCUUUAUUAAUGAAAAAUCAUGAAAAUCGUAUUAGCAAUAAUACCAAACCCAUGGGUAAUAAGUUAACAGUAUUGAAAAUUUCACCCACAAAACCAGCCUUAGGAGCGAUACGCAAAACAAGAAGUGAUUUAAGUCAAAAGUAUUCGAUAUUAAAAAAGCCGCGCUUAGAUUUGGCAGCCAGUUCAGGCUCUUCUGGCUCCACUAUGAAACCUUUAGCUCCUAAUUUUGUAUUUAAUGGUUUUGGUGGCUCUGAACGUGUGGAUCCUUUUGAAAGUAAACUCAAUUCUGAUGAUGAUUGUCAAGUGGUUAGUGAAACAAAAGAACAAACUGAAUUAAAAGCAAAAUCUGCUCCUACCUCAAGUAUACAUAGUCGUCUGAAGUCUGGUGGUUUGCGUAAUUUCAAAUUAACCAAGUGAUUUUGUAGUGA